AUGAAAAAUGAACAAAUGGAACAAAGAAAAAUCAUAAAGGACUUAUGGGUGCAGCAAUCAUUUCAGUUUGGUGAAACAGUAAAUAUAAUAUCAAUGAUAUGGUUAAGACAAUGGAAGAAUUAUGUUAAAUAUGACGAAUCCCCAUUAAUAAAUGGAAAUGGCAAUAACAGUGAAAAUGGACAUAAUGAGCAACAACAAAAUGGAAAGGGUGUAAAUCAUCAUCACGAAUUUGAAUCACCAAAGCCAGAAACUAUUGAUAACAGAGAAUUACUUGAAGGUAUUGAUUCAGAAGGGAAUCCAAUAAUGGAUAGAAAGUUAAACGAAAAAACAGAUUUCGAGAUUGUACCAAGCAAAGUAUGGAGUCAGCUUAUUCAGUGGUAUCAAGGAGGUCCAGAAAUUAAAAGAACUGUUAUAACUUUAGGUUUUAAAGAUGAACUAUAUGUCGAAAUCAAACCAUAUUUAAUAAAUGUAAAAUAUCACACAUCACUAAUAAGUGAAAUACCUUCAAGGAAUCAAAACCAACAGCAACAACAAACACCAUAUUUAUAUUCAUACCAAAGAAGUUUAAAAUCAACUCUAGCAGAGUUAAGAGAAACUAUCGCAAAAAAUGAAAAUAUCAAUCCAAAUCAUUUAGAAUUUUAUAAAAACUCCACCAGUGGAAAAUCAAAACCAAUAAAGAAAAUAACGAUGUCUCUAGAAGAUCUAAAGUUUGAGGAUAAAACCGAUUUAAUACUACACUAUCAAACUGAACAAACUCAAAAAGGUAUUUCAAAGCUUGGUAAAAAGAUUACAGGUAUUUUUAAGAAGAAAGGACAUGGCAGUGGAAUGGGUGGAAGAUCUUACUCUGAUCCAUCAUACUAUACUAAUGGCGUGAAUGGUGGCGGAAGCAGCAGCAGCAGUAGUUCUACAAGUUCAAAUUCUAACGAAAGUUCACCCACUUUUGAAAAUAUUGAUCCAAAAAGUUCAAAAGAGAUUGUACUUUCAAAUAAAAUUUGUGGUUUGUCAAAUCUUGGUAAUACUUGCUUUAUGAACUCUUCACUACAGUGUUUAGCACAUACUAUACCUUUAACAGAAUACUUUUUAUCAGGAAAAUAUGCUUGUGAUAUUAAUAAAACAAACCCAUUAGGUAUGAAAGGUCAAAUUGCAGAGAUUUAUGGAAAAUUAAUGAAGGAUAUGUGGACAGGUAGCAGUAAUUGUGUAGCACCAAAACAUUUGAAAUGGAUUAUUGGUAAAUAUGCACCUCAAUUCAGUGGUAUGUCACAGCAAGAUUCACAAGAAUUCCUAUCAUUCUUAUUGGAUGGUCUUCAUGAAGAUUUGAACAAGGUAUUAAAGAAACCAUACACUGAAGAGAAAGAAGAAUCAAAAGAGCAAAGAGAAGAUGCAGUAGUAGCAGCUGAACACUGGGAAAACCACAUCAAAAGAAAUCAAUCAAUCAUUGUAAAUUUAUUCCAAGGUCAAUAUAAGAGUACAUUAACCUGCUCUAAAUGUAGCAAAGUUAGUAUCACCUUUGAUCCCUAUAUGUAUGUUACUUUACCUAUACCAGUUCCAACUGAACGUCUAUUCGAUGUCAUUCUAUUUAGACGUAAACCAAUUGAACAACUAGGACCGGAUCCAAACGGAAUCUAUUGUUUAAACAAUGCAAUGGCACCAAUUAAAUACUGCUUAAAGUUACCAAAAAGAGAAGAUGUCGAAACCUUAAGAGUUGAACUUUCAAAGAUUACCGGUAUCGAAUCAUCAUGUAUUGCAUUAGCAGAGACAUUAAAAAAUAGAAUAUAUACUUUUCUUAAUGAUCAAAAGAGUUUACUUUCAAUUAAAGAUAAAGAAGUUACAAUUGCAUACGAACUACCACAUGCUGGCGAGGAUAUUUCUAGAAUCCAUGUUAUGCAUAGAAGUAAUGGUGAUUUAGCUCUUUUACCAUAUGUAUUAUUAUUAAAAUACUCUGAAACCUCGCGUAAAGAUUUAUAUAAAAUGGUUUGGGAACGUGUUGGUCACAGAGUUAAAAAGGGGUGGCGUUCAGCAUUAAGACAAAAAUUAAAGGAACAACAAAAUUUAAAUUUAGAAAAUAAUAGCAACAACUCCUCUACAACAACUGUAAAUGAUCAAGAUCAAGAUAAUAUUAGCAAUCAACAAGAGCAACAUCAACAACAUCAACAACAACAACAACAAUUCGGUGAAAAAGAUAGUCAUCAUAGCACCUUUGAUGAUAGCCAGUUUGAAGAAGAUGAUGCCUCAUCAGUUACAGAUGAUGAUUUAUUCGAAUCAAUCUAUCCAUUCGUUUUAAAAACCACCAAUGGUAAUGGUAAUCAUUGUGAUCGUUGCCCAAAUGGUUGUACUGGUUGUGCAGUCGAAUGCGAUGAUAAACCAUUAACAAUUUUAUAUAAAACUCCAAAAUACUGGCGUGAAGGUUGUAAUAAUAUAGCUAUUGAUUGGAGACCAGAGAUUAUCAAAUAUGUCGAUUUUAUUGACCAUGACGAUCCAACAUCACCAUUCACAAUUCAAGAUAAAAGCAUUCAAUUAAAAUCAGAAUUUAGAAAUGACAUAACCCUCUACGAUUGUCUAUCAAUCUUCACAAAGAACGAAGAACUCAAGAAGAAUGAUACAUGGUAUUGUCCAGAUUGUAAAGCUCAUAUUGAAGCAACUAAAAAAUUAGAAUUAUGGAGCGCUCCAAAAAUUUUGGUUAUUCAUCUCAAAAGAUUCCAAUACACCUCAUACACUCAUCGUCAUGAAAAAAUCAACUAUUAUGUAGACUUCCCACUCGAUAAUUUAGAUAUCUCCAAAUUAGUAUUAAACAAAUCUUAUCCACCACCAGUUUAUCAACUAUAUGCCAUAUCGAAUCAUAUGGGUGUAAUGGGUUCUGGUCAUUAUACUUCUUGUGUUAAAAAUAAAGAUCAAUGGUAUUUAAUUAGUGACUCUUCAUAUCGUCCAAUAGAUAAAUUAAAAAUUAAAAGUUCAGAUGCCUAUGUAUUAUUUUAUCAACUAAAAUCUCCACCAACUGGAACAUUACAACAAUAA
Dictyostelium purpureum is the source of this 3012-nucleotide messenger RNA. RefSeq lists its product as uncharacterized. Gene Ontology annotation, biological process: protein deubiquitination. The transcript has 2 exons. The record is from RefSeq and is a predicted model, not a curated record. Gene Ontology annotation, molecular function: cysteine-type deubiquitinase activity. The coding region runs from base 1 to 3012 and encodes 1003 amino acids. Lineage: Eukaryota; Evosea; Eumycetozoa; Dictyosteliales; Dictyosteliaceae.